UUGCUCCCUCCAUCACUUUCAGAAAACAACUUUCCACACUUGGAUUGCAUCGUGAUCUCAAUUCUCAACCAGAGGUGGAUAACUAUGACGGAGGAGAAAGGUGAAGGUGCGCCGAAGCUUUACACGCGAAUGCGGCUAUGGGAGUUUCCGGAUCAGUAUGUGAUCGAGCCUACUGAUGGAUCCAACGGCUCGUCUUUGGCUGUUAGUCGUGUCGAUGGCUCCAUGAGCCUCAUUGAGAAGCUUCCAGAAUCCAGCUCUGUUCGUGUUCCGAAAAUCAGGACUAUUUUCGGUGUGGCUGGGGUGCUCAAGCUCGUAGCAGGGUCAUAUUUGAUGGUUAUAACGGAGCGGGAAACUGUUGGUACAUACUUGGGGCAUCCUAUCUAUAAAGUUUCUUCGUUUAAGGUUUUUCCGUGUGAUCAUUCCUUAAGGAACUCCCCUGCAGAUCAGAAAAAGAUGGAGACCGAGUUUUCUGUGCUGCUAAACAUAGCAGAGAGGACUCCUGGUCUGUACUUCUCGUACGAGGCCAACUUAACACUGAGUUCGCAACGAUUGAAUGAUUUAGGCGGCGAAUCUAAAGUGCUUCCUCUUUGGAGACAGGCAGAGCCUAGAUUUCUUUGGAACAAUUAUAUGUUGGAGAACCUCAUUGAUAACAAGCUUGAUCCAUACCUACUUCCUAUUGUUCAAGGCAGUUAUCAUCAUUUUCAAGCAGCCAUUGGAAAAGAUAUUAUCGAUGUUACUCUGAUUGCUAGGAGAUGCACUAGGCGAAAUGGUACUCGGAUGUGGAGAAGAGGGGCUGAUUCUGAUGGCUAUGUAGCAAAUUUUGUUGAAACAGAGCAGAUUAUGCACUUGAAUGGGUUUACUGCAUCAUUUGUCCAGGUUAGGGGGUCAAUUCCAUUACUUUGGGAUCAAAUUGUUGAUUUGACAUAUAAGCCUAAGUUUGAAAUUGUGCGACUUGAGGAAGCGCCGCGAGUGGCAGAGAGGCAUUUUCUGGAUUUAAGAAAAAAGUAUGGGGCAGUGUUAGCUGUUGAUCUUGUCAACACGCAUGGAGGUGAAGGACGUUUGAGUGAAAAAUUUGCAAAUGCAAUGCAGCAUAUCGUGAGUGAUGAUCUAAGAUAUUGGCACUUCGAUUUUCAUCAUAUAUGUGGACAUGUCCAUUUUGAGCGCCUCUCUAUCCUUUAUGAACAAAUAGUAGAUUUUCUUGACAGAAACGGGUAUCUUCUAUUGAAUGAAAAGGGUGAGAAAAUGAAGGAGCAAUUAGGAGUUGUAAGGACCAAUUGCAUUGAUUGCUUAGAUCGUACAAAUGUUACCCAGAGUAUGAUAGGCCGAAAUAUGUUGGAAUGCCAACUUAGGAGGCUUGGCAUUUUUGCUGCUGAGGAAACUAUUAGCUCACACCCCAAUUUAGAUGAAUGCUUUAAAAUUUUGUGGGCUGAUCAUGGGGAUGAUGUAAGCAUGCAAUAUUCUGGCACUCCUGCUUUGAAAGGGGAUUUUGUAAGAUGUGGCCAGCGGACAAUGCAAGGUCUGGUUAAGGAUGGAAUCAAUUCCCUUCUACGCUAUUACUACAAUAACUUCUGUGAUGGAACUAAACAGGAUGCAAUUGACCUCCUGCAAGGACAUUACAUUGUCUCAGUCAGCAAAGAUAUGACAGUACCAUCUCAAAAGAAAGGACUUGAGGCUGUUGCUUCAUUUCCUCUGGCUUUGUCAUUCGUUUUGACUGGGUUCUUUUUUGCAACUUUGUCAUUGAGGCAAGUUAGGUACGAUCUACGGCACUUGUUCUUUUCAUUUCUGUGGGCUGGUCUAAGUGUGGCUAUAGCUGCAUUUGUGAGGGCCAAUGGGCGGAUUUUCUGCAACAGACCUCGUCUGCACAAGCCUCGGUCUUGAUUUGGGGAUCAGAAUGCUGUAGCCAAUGCAUUGACCUGUGAAGUUUCCCUGGUUGCUUCAUAGUAUUUGAUUCUUUGAUUAGUAGUGUCCACGUAGUGUUGAAUUCUUAAUCAGGUAUACGUGAAGUUAACACCCCAUCUAAUCUUACCAUUACACUUUCUGUAAAUGCUUGCACCUUGUUCAAGCUUUUUGAGUGGAAUUAUGACCGUGGACGUGGUUUGUACGCUGUAACUUGAAAUUUUUGUAUUUACUUAUGUGAUCAGAUUGAUUCAAAGUAAGAGAUUAACUAUUGUUUUCUUUC
Messenger RNA from Fragaria vesca subsp. vesca, 2179 nucleotides. RefSeq names its product phosphatidylinositide phosphatase SAC1-like. The coding region runs from base 85 to 1878 and encodes 597 amino acids. Gene Ontology annotation, biological process: phosphatidylinositol dephosphorylation. Gene Ontology annotation, cellular component: endoplasmic reticulum. Gene Ontology annotation, molecular function: phosphatidylinositol-4-phosphate phosphatase activity. The transcript has 21 exons. NCBI's taxonomy places the organism in Eukaryota, Viridiplantae, Streptophyta, Magnoliopsida, Rosales, Rosaceae. The record is from RefSeq and is a predicted model, not a curated record.